Staurois parvus is the source of this 336-nucleotide messenger RNA. Lineage: Eukaryota; Metazoa; Chordata; Amphibia; Anura; Ranidae. The record is from the annotation of a GenBank genome assembly.
UUCGAUCACCAAGAAACCGACAAUUUAAUGUCACAAAUAAUAAUAUACAUCCUAAAAACAAUCUGUACAAAAUAUCCUGUGUCCACGUUGUCACCCUCCCCAGAGUGGGCGUGUCCACACCCUACGGACCCUCCCAGAUGGGCGUGUCCACACCCUACGGACCCUCCCCAGAGUGGGCGUGUCCACACCCUACGGACCCUCCCCAAGUGGGCGUGUCCACACCCUACGGACCCCCCAAGUGGGCGUGUCCACACCCUACGGACCCCCCAAGUGGGCGUGUCCACACUACCACACCUCCAGAACGUGCGUGUCCACAUUGUCACCCUCCCCAGAGUA